CGCUAUCUUUUGUUAGUCAAAACCGGCGGCUGUUAUAGCUCAAUGGUGGUGUGGUGGCCGGCGGUGGAUUUCGAAAGCUUAUGUCUGUGAUAGAAAUGCGGUUCUGCUUUAGUUUUUGGCAACUAGUUUGCGUUGCAUUAAUUUUUUUGAUAACCCCCCAAUUUAGUUAUUCACAGGAUGUUUUGGAUACUUCGGAAUCGAUAAUAACCCCCGAACCUGAAAAUGUUGAGCUGGACGUUAUUCCCACUGGGGCUCCGUUAGAUGGUGCACCGUUGGAGGCAAAUGGAGAUAUUGGAGUGACGGAAUCCACUGAAGAAAAGAAAGAGCCGAAAGUAGAAAGUGAAGAUAAGAAAGAUGGAGAAAAAGAAGUAACAGAGGUGGUUAAAGAAGAAUCGGCUGAAGUAAAUGAAGCAGUGACAGAAGCAGAAGAAUCGGUAGAAGAAGAAGAAGAAGAAGAAGAAGAAGAAGAAGAAGAAGAAGAAACAGAAGUAGUAGAAGCGGUAGCUGAAGUAAAAGAAGAAGAGAUAAAAGUAAUAACAGAAAAACCAGUUGAAGUAGAGAUAGAAGGAGAUAAAAAAGCGGAAGAAGAAAUAGAAGAGGAAAAAGCCGUAGAAGUAGAAAAAGAAGAAGAUAAAAAAGCGGAAGAAAUAGAGGAAGAAAAAGAAGAAAAGGCCGUAGAAGUAGAGAAAGAAGAAGAUAAAAAAGCGACAGAAGCGGAAGAAAUAGAGGAAGAAAAAGAGGAAAAGGCCGUAGAAGUAGAGAAAGAAGAAGAUAAAAAAGUGGUCGAAGCGGAAGAAGUAAAAGAGGAAAAAGCUGUAGAAGUAGAGAAAGAAGAAGAUAAAAAAGCGGCAGAGGCAGAAGAAAAAGAAGAAAGUGAACUUGGAAAAGUGGACCCAAAAGGCGAUCCGAUAUCAAUACCCGAACCGGAAUCGGAUGAACCAGUUGAGAAAAAAACGAACGUUGAUGCACCAGUAGCUCUACCCGAAAACGAUGCCGGCUCAGCUACAGCUCAGCCAUCACCAGCAGCAGCAGUAACGACUGAUGCUCCGAAACGUGGCACGAAAUCUCCAAAGAAACCGAAGAAAAAACCACGAAGGAAACCGAAGAAGCCGCGCAAGAAAGGUACAAAAGCUCCGAAGAAAGUUACUACCGCUGCCCCAAAGGUUGUUACUACAACCACUCCAAAGGUAGUUACCACUACAACACCUAAGGUAGUUACCACUACAACACCAAAGAUAGUUACCACUACAACACCAAAGAUAGUUACCACCACAACACCAAAGAUAAUUACCACCACAACACCAAGGAGAAUUAUCACCACAACGGAAGAGCCUUGUGUAGACGUAUUUAGCGUCGAAGAGAAGCGCUACCAAUGUAAAGGUUACUGGAAGCGAGGAUUAACCAUUCUUGGUCUGCAAAUUAACAAACUCAAGAAAGAGAACCACGAACUGUUUCUCAAAGUCAUCGACGCCAAUGGUAAAAUCAAGUUGGCUCAGGAAUCGAUUGCUGAACAUAAAAUCAACGUCAAAGCUCUCAAGAAAAAAUUUGCUUGGCCCGACAAAGAGAAUAUCGGAAACACGCAUAAAGAUUGCUCAGAUGCUUUUAAAAAGGACCACAAGAAACCUGGAGUCUAUUUAAUUCAUCCUGUUGGAUCACCAUACAAAGUUCAUUUGCUUUGUGUUGACGGCUGGACUGUCAUACAAAGACGUUUCGAUGGAUCAGAAAAUUUCCACAGAUCUUUCGAUGAAUACCUUUCUGGCUUCGGCAAUUUCUCAGGAGAAUUCUUCGUUGGUUUAGAAAAUCUUCAUCGUAUGACCCUCAGUCAGUCCUACACUCUACGAGUUGACGUCAAAAGCGCCGCUGGCAAAUGGUAUUUUGCUGUGUUCAACAAUUUUGCAGUGUCUGAUGAGACUGACCAAUUCCGUCUCAAAUUAGGCAACAUGACAGCUAGCAAUACCGAUGACGUUAUGGAUCAAUCACGUGACAAACCCUUCAGUACUUAUGAUCGUGACAACGACGAUUGGUCAGGUGGUAACUGCGCUCAACAUUUCCGAGGCGGAUGGUGGUCGGGUAACUGUAUCACGAAUCUCAACCAAAUGUGGUGCAGCAACGGCUGUUUGAGAUGGGGUGACACCCGCGUGGUCUCUUCUAUAAUGCGCAUUCGACCGACAUCCACCGCUGAUCCUGACGAUAUGACUGAAACCCCUAAUCCAGUCGGUUUCUCAAUCAAAGCAUAAACUUAAUUAUUCAAGAACUGUUUAAGAUGAUUUUAUAAUUGCCUUUAAUUAAAGAACAAUAAAUAUUCAAAAAUUCUAAAUUCUACCACACCAGAUCCUUUCGCCUUUCAUAUCUUCUGAAAGUCACACGCGUGACAACACACAUUAAAAGUAAUCACAUCGAGUAUAUUAAAUAUAUUAACGAUGGUGGUUUGUUGAUAACCACCACAAUUCUGGACACGUAAUUUCCGUUAAGUGGAUUAAAAAACAAAGUUAAACAUUUCUGAGAACAAGAAUUAGGACGAAGAAUAUAAAAAAUAAAUUGGUAAAUUAAGAACAAAAA
Octopus sinensis (East Asian common octopus) is the source of this 2559-nucleotide messenger RNA. RefSeq names its product fibrinogen alpha chain. The transcript is spliced from 3 exons. The record is from RefSeq and is a predicted model, not a curated record. Bases 81 to 2237 code for a protein of 718 amino acids. NCBI's taxonomy places the organism in Eukaryota, Metazoa, Mollusca, Cephalopoda, Octopoda, Octopodidae.